Messenger RNA from Aspergillus heteromorphus CBS 117.55, 1202 nucleotides. Its product is annotated as putative glycerol dehydrogenase. Gene Ontology annotation, cellular component: cytosol. The record is from RefSeq and is a predicted model, not a curated record. The transcript is spliced from 4 exons. NCBI's taxonomy places the organism in Eukaryota, Fungi, Ascomycota, Eurotiomycetes, Eurotiales, Aspergillaceae. The coding region runs from base 74 to 1033 and encodes 319 amino acids. Gene Ontology annotation, molecular function: aldose reductase (NADPH) activity.
UUUUAUUCUCUGGUUAUAAAAUAGUAUUCAUUCGCAUUUUCUCUCCGUCCAUACAAUUCAAUUCCAUUUCACAAUGGGUUCUACGUCGACUGUCGCUGAUACCCGCUUCACGCUUAACACUGGAGCGGAAAUCCCCGCGCUUGGUCUGGGGACAUGGCAAUCAGGCCCCGGGCAGGUCGAGAAAGCUGUGGAGCAUGCCAUUGCGGUGGGAUACAGACAUAUUGAUACUGCGUUUGCGUACAACAAUGAGGGGGAGGUCGGAAAGGGUAUCAAUGCGGCCAUUGCGUCGGGGAUAGUCAAGCGAGAGGAUCUGUUCGUCACCACCAAGCUCUGGAGUACAUGGCACUCUCGGGUGGAGGAGGCGCUGGACCAGAGCUUGAAGAACCUGGGGCUGGACUAUGUCGAUCUCUAUCUGGUGCAUUGGCCUGUAGCUAUGAACCCCAACGGCAACCACCCCAAUGUCCCCACGCUCCCCGACGGCUCCCGCGACCUUCACCUGGACCACUCUCACAUCACCACAUGGAAGAGCAUGGAGAAGCUUGUCGGAAGCGGCAAAGCCAAGGCAAUCGGUGUCUGCAACUAUAGCAGACCGUUUCUCGAGCAGCUGCUCGCCGAAGCCACCGUGGUUCCGGCCGUCAACCAGAUCGAGAACCACCCGAGCCUCCCCCAGCAGGAGGCUGUCGAUUUCUGCAACGAGAAGGGCAUCCAUAUCACCGCUUACAGUCCGCUUGGGAGCACGGGUAGUCCGCUGUUGACGGCAGCGCCAAUCGUGGAGGUUGCGAAGAACAAGGGCGUUGAUCCCGCCACGGUUCUUCUGAGCUGGCACAUCAGCCGUGGCUCUUCUGUCCUCGCCAAGUCCGUGACGCCUUCCCGGAUCGAAAGCAACCGCAACUUGGUUGCCCUGGAUGAGUCUGAUAUGGCUGUUAUUGCCAAGUAUACCAAUGAUCUGGCGGAGAAGAAUGCCUUCCAGCGUUUUGUCUUUCCGCCAUUUAAAAUGGACUUUGGGUUCCCGGAUAAGAUUGGUCGUGUAUAAGGGGAGGAUGAGUGCUUGGUGAUCGAUAAGUUGGGCAUAUAGAAGGAAGAAAGGACGAGAGAAGAUGGAUCUCAAGAACUAAACCAGUCAUAUUUCGCAUUGUCAACUGUACAUACACAAGUGACUUCCCCUGAGCAUAGAUCAAACGACCCCAUUCAAGAUCCAGUCG